AUGACAAAUAAAGAACUUCAACCAAUUAUAUGUCCAUCUUUGUUAUCCGGUGAUUUUGCAUUCCUUGCUCGUGAUGCAAACUAUAUGCUUGAGCAAGGUGCUGAAUGUCAUUUCGUACCAAAUUUAACAAUUGGUGCACCCGUUAUUAAGAGCUUGAGAAAGCAUACUAAAGGACAUUUGGAUUGCCACUUGAUGGUCACCAAUCCAGAGUCGAUGAUCGAUGACUUUAAGAAUGCCGGUGCCGACGGUAUCACUUUCCACAUUGAGGCAACCGAGCGUGGAGACGGCCGUUCGAUCACCAAGGAAGUGAUUCACAAGAUCAAGUCGAGUGGAAUGAUGUGCGGUAUCAGUGUGAAGCCAAACACUCCGAUCGAAUCGAUCUUUGACUUUGUAGAGUCGAUCGAUUUCGUGUUGAUCAUGACAGUCGAGCCUGGUUUCGGUGGUCAGUCGUUCAUGACCCACAUGAUGCCCAAAGUAGAGACUCUCAGAAAGAAGUACCCACAUCUACCGAUCCAAGUCGACGGUGGACUCGACCCAAACACAAUCGACGCCGCUGCCAAAGCCGGUGCAAACAUCAUCGUUGCCGGUUCAUCUCUAUUCAAACCCGGUCAAAACCCCAAAGACACAAUGCAACUAUUUAGAGAUACCAUUAACAAACAUAAACCAAAUUGUAUAUGUAAAAUCAGUGAUUAUUACUACUUUCGUAAAGUAAUAUAUAUUCUCGUAGUAUGGACAUUUAACAAAGCAAGUGUAAUGUAUACAAAUACUGAUACAAUAAUAAUCUUGAUCCAAUCUCCUGGAAUUACAACACAAUAA
This is a messenger RNA of Heterostelium album PN500, 816 nucleotides long. It is a transcript of the gene rpe, whose product is annotated as ribulose phosphate 3-epimerase. Gene Ontology annotation, cellular component: cytosol. Gene Ontology annotation, molecular function: D-ribulose-phosphate 3-epimerase activity; metal ion binding. The record is from RefSeq and is a predicted model, not a curated record. The transcript is spliced from 4 exons. The coding region runs from base 1 to 816 and encodes 271 amino acids. Gene Ontology annotation, biological process: carbohydrate metabolic process; pentose-phosphate shunt, non-oxidative branch. Lineage: Eukaryota; Evosea; Eumycetozoa; Acytosteliales; Acytosteliaceae.